AUGUUUGAUGCCUGGAUCUUACUCUCUCCCCUCCUGUUGGGGGCGAGUGCAUUUAUGAUCCACAACACCCAGCGCAGCAUGUGUCUGGAGGAAUCAGCAGCUACAGAUGUCCUACUGAAGAAGUGCAACUUGCACUCAGAGUCCCAGCAGUGGAUGUGGAUCAAUCAGGGCAUGCUGAUGUGUGUUGCAUCAUCCAGAUGUUUGUCAGCCAGUCAGAGAGAGCCUCUCCAGACCCAGUCCUGCCAGGGGCCGGAGAUGGAUGCUGCAGGGUUAAUGUGGGACUGUGACAGGGACAGACUGAUCAGCAGGAACACAUCUAUGCUGUUAUCAAUAGAUGGCCAGCGUCUUAUUCUCACACAUGACAAACACUCGAAGUGGAGAUCUCUGGAUGAGGGGGACAUCUGCCAGGAAAAACUCAGAUCCAGAAGGGCGUCUGAUGAUCCAGAAGAGUUUGAGGCUGCAGAGAAGCAGACACGUGAGCUAGCAGCCAUGACGGAGGAACAGAGAGAGUAUCUACGCUGGUACUAUCGCACAGAGGACCCGACCACAUGGAAGUUUGUGCUGCUGGGAUUGGCCUUCGUCUGCCUUCUUGUUGGCUUUCUGCUGUUAGGAAUGGGAGCCAUGGCUAGCAAGAACAGGAAGAAGAUUGCAAAGUACAAGGCAGCAGCUGCUAUGGCUCAGAAGAGUGAAGGUGAGGAGCUGCUGGUCAUUUCACCGCUCAAAGACAACGGCAGCAGCAUACCCUCACCAUCACCUGACAGUGUGCUGGAGGGAAAGGAACCCUCCCAAUCGAAUGGAGAGAUGACUGAGCUCAAAGCAGGAAACAUAGUGGUCACAUGGAAAGAUGGCAACGCCUCCUGCUUAUACUCAGAUCCCACAGCAGAGAAGGAGAAACAGGAGGAGGUGUCAGCUGCUGAGUUGGAGGCUGAUGAGGCAGAGAAGACAAUUGAGUGAAAAAAUCAUAUUACAGAUUGCAAAUACAAUGUCUCUAUGCUCCUCUAUAGAGUUGUUUACAAAGACUUGUUAUCAAAUUUAAUUGCAUACAGUUCAGCUCUUCACCACCCACUG
Chelmon rostratus (copperband butterflyfish) is the source of this 1068-nucleotide messenger RNA. Its product is annotated as solute carrier family 51 subunit beta. NCBI's taxonomy places the organism in Eukaryota, Metazoa, Chordata, Actinopteri, Chaetodontiformes, Chaetodontidae. The record is from RefSeq and is a predicted model, not a curated record. Gene Ontology annotation, cellular component: plasma membrane. The transcript is spliced from 5 exons. Gene Ontology annotation, biological process: bile acid and bile salt transport. The coding region runs from base 1 to 954 and encodes 317 amino acids. Gene Ontology annotation, molecular function: transmembrane transporter activity; protein heterodimerization activity.